AAAAGGACAUCUGAACUCUGUAGAGUAUCUUCUUGAGAAGGGUGCCAAUCCUAAUGGUUCAAAUGACCCGAAUAGUACAUUUAAUGCUCCUUUGCAUUAGGCUAUAUUAGGAGGAGAUAUAAAGAUACAGAUGUUGUUACUUUCAAAAGGUGCUUGCGUUAAUUUUGUGAUCACAUCUGGGGCAGCCCUAUAUUAUGCUGCUGUUGGUGAUCAGCUUGAUUCUGUUAAACUUUUGUUGGAUCACCAUGCGGAUCCUAAUGUAGUGUUGCGGGGUCUGAUUACACCGCUGACAGCGAGUAUUCUUAACGAUUCACUGCAAAUGACGGAUCUUUUACUACAGGCUGGUGCUGACCCAAAUGCCGAAUCACGCGGAAUUGCCCCUCUGCGAUAUGUAGUAGAUUAUGGGCUAACACAGUUUAUCGUGCCCUUACUGGAGGCUGGUGCUGAUCCAAAUGCUACGGAUAAUGAAGGCAUGACUGCAGUAGAAAUUGCUGCUAAAGAGGGCAAGAGUGAAAUUGUUGAGAUUCUAUUUCCUGUGACUUCUUGCAUUCCAACAUAUCCAAGUUGGACCAUUGGUGGACUUAUGGAGCAUGUGCAUUCUGAGGCCGCCAGAAAGAAGAGAAACCUGAAGGUUCUGAGAAAGUUAUUCAAGAAAAAAUGAACGGUGCAGAAGCAUUUCAGGAAAGGCAGUAUUCGCUGGCAGCAUUGUGGUACUCAAAGGCGUUGGAAAUUGCUCCAACAGAUGCAACUCUACUAUCCAAUAGGAGUGCAUGUUAUGCAUGUAUGCAAGAUGGACCUGAAGCACUAAAGGAUGCAACUGAAUGCAUAUCUUUAAGGCCUGAUUGGCCAAAGGCACACUACAGGGCAGGCGUAGCUCUCAAAAUUCUGAAAAGGUAUGGCGAAGCAGCAGACGCCUUUUAUAAAGGUUUGACGCUGGAUCCUGAAAACAAAGAGCUUGAAGAUGCAUUCAGGGAUGCUAAUGAAGCUAGAUUGAAGUCCAUCGUCCCACAACCAUAGGAAGAAGAAGACGAUAGCAGUAAACUGGCAAUAUAUUAUCUUUACUAGAAGACGCUUUUGUGACCAACUUUUGUAUAGGCUCCUACUGAAAGGGAUUUUCCUCACAUCUUAACUAUUUGUGACAUACCAUAGGGUUCUUACAUUUCAACGAUUAGUGUCUUUCUAUUCCACGUCGAUUUCUGUUAAUGAAGGGCUCUUUUAACUUCUUAUAUCAUGUCUCUAGUAGGUGUGUAAGUAAGUCAUUUAUG
Papaver somniferum (opium poppy) is the source of this 1265-nucleotide messenger RNA. RefSeq names its product ankyrin repeat and protein kinase domain-containing protein 1-like. Lineage: Eukaryota; Viridiplantae; Streptophyta; Magnoliopsida; Ranunculales; Papaveraceae. The record is from RefSeq and is a predicted model, not a curated record. The transcript has 9 exons. The coding region runs from base 131 to 661 and encodes 176 amino acids. Gene Ontology annotation, molecular function: protein binding.